AUGAGUAAAAUAAAAACACGGAAUACAACAAGAAGACGACAUACAAACUCAAAGUUGGGAUGCCAGAAUUGUAAGAGGAAGAAAAUAAGAUGUGACGAACAGCUUCCCCAAUGUGGCAACUGUAUUCGAGGUAAAAGAGAUACAUGUUCAUAUUUAAAUUUAAGCCCAGCGGAAAUAGAGAAGAUAAGGUUAACCCAUUCAUUAAGAGAUAGUCAGAAUAAAUUAUUGAAUCAGAAUUAUAGGUUACCUACUUCAACUACAAAGGGUCAAACUUCACAGAAUUAUAAAUUGUCUGAUACUAUUCUAGAAAUUAAGUUUGAAUUGGCAGAUUUACCUAUAAGGAUCCCAUCGAUACCUUAUCCACCAUUACAAUUUAAUAACCUUUCUGUUGAUGACUUUUCCGACGAGUUUCAUGUGAUAACAGAAAGCGAAUGUGCCUCUUCCACGAAAUCAACUCCUUUUCAGCCAAAGAAAUGCAACAAAUUACCAAAUGCUAUAGAGCAGGUACAUGUCUUCCAUCCGCUUCGAAAUAUAUUUUGCAAGAAGAUAAACGUUGAACCCCAUUCUGGGGCAGAGUUGACGUAUCAUGGAGUAAGUGGGAAAGUAUCAAUUUUUGAUUUCUUGUGUAACUGCUUAAUGCGUUUACCAGCCAGGGUGGAUGAAAAUGAUUAUAUACUUAUCCAAGCUUAUCUAUGUCUUGGUGAGGCAGUAUUGCUAAAUACAUUCCAUCAAAGAAUGAAGUAUUCCAAGUCCAGUGAUAACCUGUUUGUGAGUUUUUUAGACAAGAAUUGGCUAGAAAGACAUGGCCAUUGUCAGCGAAAUCUCAGAUCUGCACUUGCUGAUUUUGAUAAAAUUAGUAUGUCAUUAAGUCCGCAACGUAUGGCUCACCUUGGGGAGAUUUAUUCCUUUUCUAGUUAUCUAUUGAGUUUUGCUAUUUUAAUGAUGAAGUUUGGUGCGCAAAGUUAUUUCAAUUCAUCCAAAGGAGUAUGCGCAUGUUUUGAUGUGUAUUCAAGAUAUAUAAUACGUAAUAACUUGCGACCCAUAUCAAUUGUUGGAUUCUUGUUAAAUAAUUUACAGACCAAUCUUGUUUCAAUUAGUCUCCCUUCAUACAAUCCACAAUUUUUAUUUGAAAUAGAGUCGAAUUUAAGAAGUUUGGAAUUUAUAUUUGCUAGUCCACUUACCUUUGGAAAAGAUUCGAUAGAUGAAAGAUUUAGAAAGAUAGAAUUUGAAUAUAAAAGUUUAAUGAAGUUCUUUUCUGACGUUUUAUUGCCAAUUAUAUUUCUGUCAAGAAAUGAAAAUGUCGUUUGUUCAUAUCCCCCAUUGGUUAUAUAUGAGGUCUUUAGGCAAUGGCAUACAAUAAUCCCUUCUGAAGCAAUGGCAUAUAAACCUAAAUGGGAUAGUGAUUAUCCCAAAGAAUCUUCAUUUUUGAAUGAUUUAUCAACCACACUUUAUAUGUAUUAUUAUGCAAUGGCAGCUGCAUUGGAUGCUGUGUUCCCAGCGUGCAAAUAUUUAUACAGUAUGAGUUUUAUGUUUCCUACAAAUAAAUUCUUCAUUAAUAGAAGUGUCAUGACAAUUAAUAAACAGAACCUGUAUAUGCAAAGGUUGUACAAGUAUAGAAUUGAUGAAACUGUGCAGAGACAUAUUUAUUACGCCUCAAGAGUAUUUGCAUUUUUCAGGAGGAGAUUUGUAUUUUAUCACAACAAUAUAAUCUGGUCAAACCCAUACAAUGAAUCUCUUGUGCAAAACAGGUUUCAAUCAAGAGUUAUAGCCACCGACUUGGAAGUACCAAUUAAAAGCUUUAAUACUACCUUAAUUAGACCAGAGCAUUAUCCAACUAAGAAUGAUAGUAAUCCUAAUAACGUGAACAAUCUUGAGUUCAUUCGAGAAGAUGAUACAAUGACGAAGAAAUUAUAUGCAAGGAAUAUCGAAACGCUUUCAUUCUUUGAUGAAUCGUCAAUCUUACAAUAUGAUUUUGAAACGAUGCUAUUAUUACGUGAUUAUAGACCGUUAGAUGUAUUUCCUAGAAAGCGUAGAGCGUUGGAAGUAGAAGACAUAACUCAAUAUUAUGAGGAUAGGUUCUUUAUACUAAGUACCAUAACCUAG
Molecule: messenger RNA, 2103 nt
Organism: Hemisphaericaspora subhashii
Lineage: Eukaryota; Fungi; Ascomycota; Pichiomycetes; Serinales; Debaryomycetaceae
Gene: ZCF17
Product: Zcf17p
Exons: 1
Coding region: 1-2103 (700 amino acids)
Biological process (GO): regulation of transcription by RNA polymerase II
Molecular function (GO): zinc ion binding; DNA-binding transcription factor activity, RNA polymerase II-specific
Source: RefSeq, a predicted model, not a curated record